AUGGAAUCAACGAAUCUGGGUUAUUCAGGAGUAAAAGCAUCCAGGAGUAAAGCAUCCAAUCAGUAUUUGGGUAUUUCGUCGACCUGGUAUUUCGAAUCGGAAGCUACGGGUUUCCCAGAAAUACGGCGGAGAAUGGCGGCGAAUCUCAGUAUCUCUGCGGAGAUGGUGGUGGUGGUUCCGGUAAGUAACAGAGGGGAAUUUAUCGUGGUGGAGAAGGCGAAGAGUGUAUUUAGACUCAUCGCGAAAUGGGUGUUGUUUUGUUGA
This is a messenger RNA of Microthlaspi erraticum, 264 nucleotides long. NCBI's taxonomy places the organism in Eukaryota, Viridiplantae, Streptophyta, Magnoliopsida, Brassicales, Brassicaceae. The record is from the annotation of a GenBank genome assembly.